Messenger RNA from Boleophthalmus pectinirostris (great blue-spotted mudskipper), 3021 nucleotides. It is a transcript of the gene dlc, whose product is annotated as deltaC. The record is from RefSeq and is a predicted model, not a curated record. Gene Ontology annotation, molecular function: calcium ion binding. Gene Ontology annotation, cellular component: protein-containing complex; plasma membrane. NCBI's taxonomy places the organism in Eukaryota, Metazoa, Chordata, Actinopteri, Gobiiformes, Gobiidae. The transcript is spliced from 10 exons. Bases 163 to 2154 code for a protein of 663 amino acids. Gene Ontology annotation, biological process: heterophilic cell-cell adhesion; multicellular organism development; Notch signaling pathway.
AAACACAAGACACUGAACUAGACCAAGACUUUUGCUUUUCUUUUUACCUUCGCUUUACGCACUGCUCCGCUUGGACUUCCGUGCCUGUGGAUCCUGUGCGUAAAUUGGAUACUGAACUUUGGAGACGUUUAGGAACCUUGACGGUUCUUGCCUGGGGACACCAUGGGGCGGCUACUCCUGCCGUGUGCCGCGCUCCUUCUUUGCGCGCAGUCGGUUUUCUCAGGCGGCGUUUUUGAACUGAGAAUCGACUCUUUCACCAGUUCGAGGGGUAUUUGCUCCUCAUCUGACUGCCAGGUUUUUUUCCGCAUCUGCCUAAAACACACGCAGGACGUUAUUAACCCCGAACCCCCUUGCACCUACGGCACCAAGCUGACGGACAUCUACAACAUCAACUCCGUCUCAGGGAACGCCCCCAUCGUCAUCCCCUUUCAGUUCAAAUGGCCGGGUACUUUCUCUCUCAUUGUGGAAGCAUGGAAAGCCGAAUCUGCUCCGUCUGAAUCUACAGAAAACCAAAACAACCUGAUCACUCGACUGUUGACCGGACGUACCCUCAGCGUCGGACAGGAGUGGUCUCAAGACGUCCACUACGGAGACAGCAGCGAAUUGCACUUCUCCUAUCACGUCAUGUGCAGCGAAUUCUACCACGGCGAAGCUUGCGCCUCCUACUGCCGACCGCGGAACGAUCCUUUCGGGCACUUCACCUGUGACGAAGAAGGGUCCCGGCAGUGCUUAGAGGGAUGGACUGGCGAAUACUGCUCCGAUCCCAUCUGUGCCCCGGGCUGCAGCGAUCGCCACGGUUUCUGCGAGGCGCCCGGCGAGUGCGUGUGCCGCCAGGGGUGGCAGGGCGACCGGUGCGACGAGUGCGCGCGGCAUCCCGGGUGCAUGCACGGGACCUGCAGCCAGCCCUGGCAAUGCAACUGCAAGGAGGGAUGGGGAGGACUGUACUGCGAUCAAGAUCUGAACUACUGCACCAACCACAGACCGUGCCAAAAUGACGCUACGUGCACCAAUACCGGACAAGGAAGCUACACAUGCGCCUGCAAGCCUGGGUUCACCGGCACCAACUGUGAAAUUGAGACAAAUGAAUGUGACAGCAACCCGUGCAAAAAUGGAGGCAGUUGCAGUGAUUUGAUCAAUGACUACACAUGCACGUGUCCGCAAGGUUUCUAUGGGAAGAAUUGUGAAAUCAGUGCAAUGACAUGCGCAGAUGGGCCCUGCUUUAAUGGAGGGACCUGCGUUGAAAAUGAGGGCGGUGGAUACAGCUGCCGAUGCGAUCCUGGUUUCACCGGCUCCAACUGUGAGAAAAAACUGGAUCGUUGCAGUUCAAACCCCUGCUCCAAUGGUGCUCAGUGCUUGGAUGCCGGAAAUCGCUUUGUGUGCCGCUGUCGCCCGGGAUUUUCAGGUCUUAAGUGUGAGACCAAUAUCGAUGAUUGUGCCAGAAAUCCAUGCAAAAACUCCGGCACCUGCAUCGACGGUGUCAAUGACUACACCUGCUCCUGUACUCUUGGCUAUGCCGGGAAGGACUGCUCAGUUCGGGACAGUCCUUGCACCAACUUCCCUUGUGAAAACGGCGGGACAUGCUAUACACAUUUUACUGGUCCUGUUUGCCAAUGCCCCGCCGGUCACAUGGGAGCAAGGUGCGAAUUUAAAGUCCAAACGACAAUCGCGGCGCCCACACCGGCGUCUCCGCCUACCCCGGUCUUGAUGGUGGCGUUCGCUUUGGGUUUUGUCACUCUAGCAUUAAUGAUGGCCGCUGCGGUUUUCAUUCUUCGGCAGUUGCGUAAGGGGUCGCAGCUGGCCGCUACGACGUCGGUGAAAAACGAUUUGGAAAACGUCAACAAUCGGAACGCCAUCAUCGGAGGUGGGACGCCGAACAACGGAGCCAGCCUGAAAGAGAAAGAGGUAUUCCUUAUCCCAGGCCCACAUGCUAAAGUUUCCAACAAGAAAGCAGCGUUAGAAAAGGGAAGUGAUAACUACAAAAACAAGGUGGCAGACUGUAACUUGGCAAAAGACGACAAGAAUAAAUUUGAUUUUAAAAAACGCGAGUCGACUAUCCUUGUUCCCCAACUAAAUUUCGGAAAAGAAAACUUAUAUCAUCCUAUUUACAUAAUACCAGACCAAUUGGAUCAGUGUGUCAUUGCUACGGAGGUUUAACCUCAAGUGUCUCAGCUCCACCCAACUUCCUGUUUUGGACACUUUUAGCAAUACGCGUUUUUCUACGGACUUAUUUUUUUAUUUAAUAUUUAUUGCUGCUGACAGACAAUAAGAAACGGGCCCGCCUGUCUGGCCAUUUUUUGCACUAUUUAUCUUUUAUACCUUAAAUCCUAAUAUAAUUUUUGGGUUUUUUUUACUUUUAUAUCGCUUUUUUUACAUGGAUCGAAAUACGGAUUGUGCCAUUUGUAAAGACUGGUGCCUUAGGAAAAGCUAUGAAAAAUGCUGGGACUUUGGGACAUAGAACAAAGCUCAAAAAGCAGCAUUUGAAUCAACAGAGGAAACGCUGGAUACAAUGAUCACCUUUGGAGGCCUUUAAACGGAAAAAUCAAUGAUUACGCUCUCAAGAUGCCUUAAAAUCACGGUUGAAUUCAACAAUGACGCGAAAGUGCCUCUACGGAAGAAAUCGCGAAGAAAAACGGACCCAGAUGCUCGCAAUCGUCAAUGAAAGAUAAUCUGCUUUUGACAAUGUUUACGAUUGUUUCCGAACUACACAUGCUAUCCAGUUAUUCGGGGCUCCGCUAGAGUCCGCGCACUGCCCCGUCUACUGCCGAGUAUUUGAAAAAAAAGGAUGUUUUCGGAUCCAGACGAUACCAAAAAUCUAUGUCAAAUGUGCGUUCAAUGUUCGUCUGUUCAUGUUAAUUUAUGGAAACAAUGCAAUGUGUAAAUAGUUGAGAAUAUAGCUUACCUCUAUUUAAUUUGACCUGUACAUAAGCUGGUAUUUAUGGAAACUGUAUAUACGUCUAUGUUAUUGUCUUCGUCCAAAUCAAGAAAUAUAUUUUUUCAUAAAUAAAUUUAAAAAUAACAUUA